AUGGUUUCACGUGUGCGGAAGCCCGGCUCAAGUGGUUUUCGCUUCUCUGAAAGUCUAUCGUCACCUCUCCGACCCUAUCUCCACCCAACUGCCAGAUACACAUACGCACCGGGGUGCUUCUGUGAGAGAAAAGUGCCGUCAAUUCUGCAUUGCAUCUUCGCCUCGCAUUUGCUGGAGAUUUGGCCUACCGAAGCAUACCGCCCGACGAUCCGCCCACCUUUGGUCUACAGCGCCUUUGUCAUUGGGCAAGUUGUCGAGCAGAAGCUGGGUCUCGAAGUUUCUGCGAUACCGUUUGAAAAAGUGGAUUAA
Molecule: messenger RNA, 309 nt
Organism: Protopolystoma xenopodis
Lineage: Eukaryota; Metazoa; Platyhelminthes; Monogenea; Polystomatidea; Polystomatidae
Source: the annotation of a GenBank genome assembly